Molecule: messenger RNA, 5609 nt
Organism: Phodopus roborovskii (desert hamster)
Lineage: Eukaryota; Metazoa; Chordata; Mammalia; Rodentia; Cricetidae
Gene: Adamts15
Product: ADAM metallopeptidase with thrombospondin type 1 motif 15
Exons: 8
Coding region: 408-3260 (950 amino acids)
Biological process (GO): proteolysis; extracellular matrix organization
Molecular function (GO): metalloendopeptidase activity; zinc ion binding
Source: RefSeq, a predicted model, not a curated record
GCUGGGAGGGGAGUAAGGGGAGGGGCGCUGACUGGGCAGUCCAAAGAGGAGGGGGCCUUUAAUAGGCUCGCCCAACGCCUGGUUUGCUGCACCGCCAGUGGCUGCGGUUAGCGAAGCAGCCCUCUACCUCGCGCCACUUCUCCACGACAAAAUUUCGCCUGUGCACUUGACAGCGAUCGUACUAAAGCUCCCAGAGCGCGUUUUGCUUAGGGAGGAACAGGUAGGAGGCGCGGGCUGCCCUGUGCACGCUGGCUACUCUGGGAGGAGUCUACCCGACUUGGUUGUCUGUCCUUUCUGGUAGCUGCCGUUGUCCCGGGCGUUGGUUUGUAGGCUAUAAGGAGACAGUGCCUGCUGUGGGAGCCGGGCUAAGUCCCAUCCCAGAGCGCGGCUGUGCGCGGCCCGGCGCCAUGCUUCUGCUGGGAGUCUCAAUCCUGGCUCUAGCCUGGCGACCUGCUGGCAGCUCCGAGCCAGAGUGGGAGGUGGUCGUUCCAAUUCGACGGGACCCGGACAUCAAUGGCCGCCACUACUAUAGGAGGGGUACGGAGGACUCCGGGGAUCAGGGUCUCAUUUUUCAGAUCACAGCUUUCCAGCAGGACUUUUACCUACACCUGACACCGGAUGCCCAGUUCCUGGCUCCCGCCUUCGCUACUGAGUAUCUUGGUGUCCCCCUCCAGAGGCUCACCGGCAGCUCUCUAGACCUGAGACGCUGCUUCUAUUCCGGGUAUGUGAACGCGGAGCCAGACUCUUUUGCUGCUGUGAGCCUGUGCGGGGGUCUCCGCGGAGCCUUCGGCUACCGAGGCGCGGAGUAUGUCAUUAGCCCUCUGCCCAACGCCAGCGCGCCUGCGGCGCAGCGUCACAGCCAGGGCGCACACCUUCUCCAGCGCCGGGGUGCUCCUGUAGGGCCUUCUGGAGACCUCACCUCUCGCUGCGGGGUGGCCUCGGGCUGGAACCCCGCCAUCCUGAGGGCCCUGGACCCUUACAAGCCACGGCGGACGGGCGUGGGGGAGAACCACAGCCGGCUCAGGUCGGGGCGCUCCAAGCGCUUCGUGUCUAUCCCACGGUACGUGGAGACACUGGUAGUGGCUGACGAGUCAAUGGUCAAGUUUCACGGUGCGGACUUGGAACAUUAUCUCCUGACGCUGCUGGCUACAGCGGCGCGACUGUACCGCCACCCCAGCAUCCUCAACCCCAUCAACGUCGUUGUGGUCAAGGUGUUACUCCUAGGGGAUCGUGACACUGGGCCCAAGGUCACAGGUAACGCAGCCCUGACUCUGCGUAACUUCUGCGCCUGGCAGAAAAAGCUGAACAAAGUGAGCGACAAGCACCCUGAGUACUGGGACACAGCCAUCCUCUUCACCAGACAGGACCUAUGUGGGGCUACCACCUGUGACACCUUGGGCAUGGCUGAUGUGGGUACCAUGUGUGAUCCCAAGAGAAGCUGCUCUGUCAUUGAGGAUGAUGGGCUUCCAUCAGCCUUCACCACUGCCCACGAGCUGGGCCAUGUAUUCAACAUGCCUCAUGACAAUGUGAAGGUGUGCGAGGAGGUGUUUGGGAAGCUCAGAGCCAACCACAUGAUGUCUCCCACACUCAUCCAGAUUGAUCGUGCCAACCCCUGGUCAGCCUGCAGUGCUGCUAUCAUCACUGACUUCCUGGAUAGUGGGCAUGGUGACUGCCUCCUGGACCAGCCCAGCAAGCCCAUCUCCCUGCCUGAGGACCUGCCUGGCACAAGCUACAGUUUGAGUCAGCAGUGCGAGUUGGCCUUUGGGGUGGGCUCUAAGCCCUGUCCAUAUAUGCAGUAUUGUACAAAGCUGUGGUGCACUGGCAAGGCCAAGGGGCAGAUGGUAUGCCAGACCCGCCACUUCCCUUGGGCAGAUGGCACCAGCUGUGGUGAGGGCAAGUUCUGCCUCAAGGGGGCCUGCGUGGAGAGACAUAACCCUAACAAGUACCGGGUGGAUGGUUCUUGGGCCAAGUGGGAGCCUUACGGCCCCUGCUCUCGCACCUGCGGUGGGGGCGUGCAGCUGGCCCGGAGGCAAUGCAGCAACCCCACCCCUGCCAACGGUGGGAAGUACUGCGAGGGAGUGAGAGUGAAAUACCGAUCUUGCAGCCUGGAGCCCUGCCCCAGCUCAGCCUCUGGCAAGAGCUUCCGGGAGGAGCAAUGUGAAGCUUUCAAUGGUUACAAUCAUAGCACCAACCGGCUCACCUUAGCUGUAGCAUGGGUACCCAAGUACUCAGGUGUGUCACCUCGUGACAAAUGCAAACUCAUCUGCCGAGCUAAUGGCACUGGCUACUUCUAUGUGCUAGCACCCAAGGUGGUGGAUGGUACCCUGUGUACUCCUGACUCCACCUCAGUCUGUGUCCAAGGCAAGUGCAUCAAGGCUGGUUGUGACGGGAACCUGGGCUCCAAGAAGAAGUUUGACAAAUGCGGAGUGUGUGGUGGAGACAACAAGAGCUGCAAGAGAGUCACAGGACUUUUCACCAAGCCUAUGCAUGGCUACAAUUUUGUAGUGGCCAUCCCUGCAGGCGCCUCCAGCAUUGAUAUCCGCCAGCGUGGCUACAAGGGGCUCAUUGGGGAUGACAACUACCUGGCACUGAAAAAUAGCCAAGGCAAAUAUCUACUCAAUGGACACUUCGUGGUAUCUGCUGUAGAACGGGACCUGGUGGUAAAGGGCAGCCUACUACGGUACAGCGGCACUGGCACUGCAGUAGAGAGCCUACAGGCUUCUCGACCCAUCCUGGAGCCGCUGACUGUGGAGGUCCUGUCUGUGGGUAAGAUGACGCCGCCCCGAGUGCGCUACUCUUUCUAUCUUCCCAAAGAGCCUCGGGAGGACAAGUCCUCUCGCCCCAAGGACCCUCGGGGUUCCCCAGUGUUGCGCAACAGUGUUCUCAGCCUUUCCAACCAAGUAGAGCAGCCAGACAACAGGCCUCCUUCACGUUGGGUGGCAGGCAGCUGGGGGCCUUGCUCGGUGAGCUGUGGUAGUGGCCUACAGAAGCGAGCAGUGGACUGCAGGGCCUCCCCGGGGCAGCGUGAAACCUCUGCUUGCGAUGCAGCCCAUCGACCAGUGGAGAAACGAGCCUGUGGGGAACCUUGCCCCACCUGGGAGUUCGGCAACUGGUCACCCUGUUCUAAGAGCUGUGGCCGUGGAUUUAAAAGGCGUCCGCUCAAGUGUGUGGGUCAUGGAGGCAGGCUGCUGGCUCGGGACCAGUGUGACCUACGCCGCAAGCCCCAGGAAUUGGACUUCUGUGUCUUGAGACCCUGCUGAGGGGACUGUCACUUCCACUCCUUUAUUCUCCACCCGCUGUUGGGCUGAUGCUGCAGUCAGCUGGAGCAGAGGACAGCGGGCAGUGGCCUGUGUCACAGUGUCACUCACAUCCGGAACAAGGACCAUGGGUCUGGGCGAGAGGUUCCUUCCUCCUUGGACUGGGCAGGGGGAAGCUAACUAAUGCAGUCUACCUCAUGCCCUGCUCCUCGGGGCCCAGUUGUGGGGAGAGGCUUCAACAGAUGGGUGCUGGGUAGAAGGUGCUGAAGCCCAGCUUCCGAGGAACCUGGAAGUUGGGUGCCUUCCAGGCAGAACUUCAGGGACCUUGGCCCCACUUAUGGAGGUCACAGGCUGCUAGAAGAGCUAUGGCCUGCAGCUUGGCACCCUCAGGUGAUCCCAGAGCUCUGAUCUAUCCCUGAACAAGGCAGGGUUCUCAUGGUGCUUUCUGCCUUCUUUCUUUUUGACUGAUGUGGACCUAACUAAAGUUGUUCAGGGGUUACUAGAAGCCAAAGGGACAAUGAGUUCGGGUUCAUUUGGGUGCAACUUCCCUGUUUGGAUCUGUACAGGGAGUUCCAUGUUUGCUCUUAUUCCACUUGGCACUCCUUGGAAGACCAGCACCUUGUAACCUGGAUGGUGGGGCAUUAGGUCAGCGGGAGGGAGCACUGUUGUGGCCCCUGAUGCUUUGUGGGCAGUCAGAGAAACGACAGGGACCUCUUCUUGGUCAAGAGAGCAACUAUUGCAAACAGAUGCUGCCACUUAAAAGGGAGAUGGUUUGGUGGCUGAAGCAGGGAGCAUGAGAGAUCUAGAAGGUUCUAUUUUCACGGGGUGAGGAUGGGUAGGUGCUGAGCUGUGGAAUCUGACUUUAAAGAUGUCACUCUGGGAUGGAGAAAAGGAGUUCAGAUACUUUUGUCAUGUUGAGAGGAAUGUGCAAGUGAGCCCAGUGUUGAAGACACUGCAUGGCCACAGGGAACUUACACAGUGACCAUAGCCCUGUACCCACUGAGAGGGAAACAGGGGUGCCUACAUGGGUGAGAUGCUGAACACCCAUCGGCUAGCAAGUCAGCCUUCUUCUCCGGCAGCUCCUGCUGUCUCCUGUGGGCAUGCUACAUUACAUCUCCAAGCUUUCACCUUUCUUGUAGGUAAAUGGGGUUCAUUGUUUGCUACCUCAGCUGCUGCUCUCUAGGACAGAAGUAACCUGGUGCUCCCACCAGGUGCUCAGUCAUUAUCAUCACAGCUGGAUCUGCCCAGCCAUAGAGAGGAGUAGGUGCAUGGUUUCCUGUUUCCCAUAGCCUGGCUAUCUGCUGGGACUCUGAAUAUGAAGACAGAGUGGGGUUCCUUGGGAUCAGGUUUUAGGAAGCACUAAGAAUCAAUGCUCUGACCCAGGGACACUUGGAAGCUACCAGCAGAACUACUGGAGACCCAUCUGUCAUUCUUAUAGACUUGUCAGGGAAAUAGAAAUGCAGGUGUUUCUUAUAGCAGGGUAUUUCUUGAAGACCUAGAAGCUCCAGUGUAUAAUAGGGCAUCUUCAAAGAAUAGGCAUUGUGUCCAAGACCUCAGUGGAGGACUUGAUAGAGACAAGAACAAAAACUCUUGUCUUCACUGUGGGGGAGGAGGGCCAGUGUCAAUUCUUUUACAUGUUCCCUGGUAGUCAAAAUCUACAUACUGGCCAGUGGCCAAUUCAGCCUCUAGGGCAGUGGUUCUCAACCUGUAGGUUGCAACUCCUUUGGUGGUAGAGUGACCUUUUCUGAUAUGUGUCAGAGAUCACAUAUCAGAUAUUUACAUUAUAAUUCAAAACAGUAGUAAAAUAACAAUUAUGAAGUAGCAAUGAAAAUAACUUUAUGGUUGGGUUCACAACAUGAGGAACUGUAUUGAAGGGUCACAGCAUUAGGAAGGUUGAGAACCACUAUUCUAGAGUGCUAUUCUAACCCUGGUCUAUCUCUGAUCUGGAGACCUUGGACAGAGUUUCUACAGUGGGUGAGGGGUUUGCAAACCCUCUGAGACUAGGCUACAGUCACCUUUGAAGGACAGCGAGGGGGAAGCAAUCAGUACUUCAGAGCUGUAUGACAAAAGGACCCCGGGGCUGAAGGGGAGCCUUGCUAGCUGAUGACAGCAUGGUGCCCUGUGCUUGGUGUAUUCUAUCCCUGUGAGGAGAGCUGGUGCUGGGCAUACAGAAAGGGUUAGGAGUAGAAGCGGUGGGAAGUGAGGUGCCCUCAUAGAGGUGGCUGGCCACUAAAAGAGCAGAAUUGCUGUCGGCUGUUUUACACAUUAUUUCAAGGAGGGAUGGCCACUUUUGUUCCUGACACAUUCCAAUGCCAGGUGUCCACACUCUUUUCUGUCACAAUAGUUUUUUUU